AUGCUGGCCUUCGUCAUUGAGGCAACGACAGCUACCAGUUCGAAUACGUUAAACGCCAAUACUCUGACAUCGCGUCGUACUCUCGACGCAAGUUUGAAUGGCAAUUAUACAUUCGAAGACAGAGGUUUCUCUGGUAUGACGAAGAUGAAUGAUCUCGUUCAUGGUGGAACGGAUAAACUACACAAGCUCGCUGAGUCCGCCAAGACUAUGUUCACGCCCAAGUCCGCAAUUGGCAACCUCUUCUUGCAGUUCAAACUCGAUAAAGUGGAGUCGAAUGUGUUCAAGAGCAACGAAUUCGAAAAAUGGGCCAAUUCUGUUACCAAAGCUUAUAAGACAAGCCCAGAGGCUGCGGACACAGCGAUGCUCACAACGUUGUCAGCCCGAUAUGGCGAUGAAUCUGUUGCCAACAUGCUAGCAUAUGCAAGUGGCAUAAUCCGAUGA
Molecule: messenger RNA, 441 nt
Organism: Phytophthora nicotianae INRA-310
Lineage: Eukaryota; Oomycota; Peronosporomycetes; Peronosporales; Peronosporaceae
Exons: 1
Coding region: 1-441 (146 amino acids)
Source: RefSeq, a predicted model, not a curated record